AUGAUCACAUUCAAUGGUUCAGUCUUCUUGCCCUCUGUAUUUACACUAAUUGGGAUUCCCGGCCUAGAAUCAGUGCAGUGCUGGAUUGGGAUUCCAUUCUGUGCUAUGUAUCUCAUUGCUGUUAUGGGGAAUUCCCUAAUUUUAAUUAUAAUCAUAUAUGAAAACAGCCUCCAUAUACCCAUGUACAUUUUGUUAUCUAUGUUGGCAACGACAGACAUUGCCCUUAGCACCUGCAUUCUUCCUAAAAUGCUAGGCAUCUUUUGGUUUCAUUUGCCAGAGAUUUCUUUUGAUACCUGCUUACUGCAGAUGGGGCUUAUUCACACAUUCCAGGCAGUGGAGUCAGGCAUCCUCCUGGCCAUGGCCCUAGAUCACUACGUGGCCAUCUGUGACCCCUUGAGACAUGCCGCCAUCUUCUCCCAUCAACUCUUGACUCAUAUUGGACUCGGGGUGACACUAAGGGCUGCCAUCCUUGUAGUACCUUCCCUUUUGCUUAUCAAAUGCCGUCUUAAACUCUUCCGAACUACAAUCGAUAUUUUCAAACUGCUGUUCCAACCCAUACCUACCUGA
This is a messenger RNA of Galeopterus variegatus (Sunda flying lemur), 567 nucleotides long. Its product is annotated as olfactory receptor 52A5-like. The record is from RefSeq and is a predicted model, not a curated record. Lineage: Eukaryota; Metazoa; Chordata; Mammalia; Dermoptera; Cynocephalidae. Gene Ontology annotation, molecular function: G protein-coupled receptor activity; olfactory receptor activity. Gene Ontology annotation, biological process: G protein-coupled receptor signaling pathway. The transcript has a single exon. Bases 1 to 567 code for a protein of 188 amino acids. Gene Ontology annotation, cellular component: membrane.